Messenger RNA from Lutzomyia longipalpis, 828 nucleotides. RefSeq lists its product as uncharacterized. Gene Ontology annotation, biological process: trans, trans-farnesyl diphosphate biosynthetic process. Gene Ontology annotation, cellular component: cytoplasm. Bases 1 to 828 code for a protein of 275 amino acids. The transcript has 2 exons. Gene Ontology annotation, molecular function: (2E,6E)-farnesyl diphosphate synthase activity; dimethylallyltranstransferase activity. The record is from RefSeq and is a predicted model, not a curated record. Lineage: Eukaryota; Metazoa; Arthropoda; Insecta; Diptera; Psychodidae.
AUGCAUUCAAUGAUGUUGAUUUUUGAUGAUGUAAUUGAUGGAGGAACCGUUCGAAGAAACAAACCAUGCUGGUACACGCAAGAAGAUAUCCGUUUGGAAGGUAUCAACGAUGGUGUUAUGAUUUAUGCUGGCAUUUUCUUAAUUUUGAAGAACCAUUUCAAACAUUUGAGUUGUUACGUAAAACUUUUUGAAUUACUUAAUGAUAAUACUUUUAUUGUGGCUGUGGGUGAACAUAUGGAUGCUAGAGGAAGAUAUGAUGAUGUCCUGAAUUUUACAAUGGAAGAAUUUAGGUGCAAAACAUUAACCAAAACUGCCUACUACACCAUUCAUAUGCCCAUAGCUGCUGCAAUGUACCUAGCUGGGUACACAGAUGCGGAAUGCGACAGUGAAAAAGAAAUUCUCUUGGAAAUGGGAAUUUUCUUUCAGGCUCAAGAUGAUUACCUGGAUUGUUACGGAGACCCAAAAAUCUUGGGAAAAGUCGGAACAGACAUUCAAGAUGGGAAAUGUACAUGGCUUUCCGUAACCUUCGUUGAGCUUGCCAAUGAUGCUCAAAAGGCUGCAAUAAAGGAAAAUUACGGGAAGAAGGACAAGGCAUGUAUUCAACGUGUUAAAGACCUCUAUGAAGAAGUAUCAAUGAGGGAUGCUUUUGCCAAAUAUCAAGAAGAGACCUACAAAACUCUAAAAGCAAAAAUUCGUGAAUCAGCUUCCUUCUCAUGGGAGCUUGUUGUCCUCAAGGAAUUUAUGUCGAGAAUUUCCGAUUCCUUUGAAAUGGUCAUUUCCAUAAGGAUCAAAAUACAUUUUGCUCCUGGAUUCUGGAUUGGGGUGUGA